GCCGUACCAUCUACAACAGUGGUCACUACAGUCCCAGUGUCCAGCCAGACCCAAGCUAGUGUGCAACAGCCUGUUUCAGUGGCUAUGCAGCCGCUGCAGCAAGCACCUGGGCCCAUGCAGCCGAUGCAGUGGAUGUCCAAGAUACCUCUAAUGAGUCCCAAGCCUUUCUCUGGAGAUAAGAAGAAAGAGGAAGACUUGGACACCUGGGUGAGGACUAUGCCUACUUAUGUGAGGCACAAACUCACAAGGCCAGAACAGAAAGUUGUGGUGGCUGCCUCCUUUUUAGAAGGAUCAGCAGUCCGCUGGUUGAAUGGUUUGGUGCAGCAACAGGGCUACGGUCAGGAUUUUGAUGCCUGGGCUCAGUCUCAGACAUUGGAACAGUUCGUACGUCCCGUCUACAACAGCUGGAAUGACCCGCAAGGGGCUCAAAAGGCCACCGAUGCUAUAAACAACCUUUGUUCCCGUAGGUUCAAGGAUGUUAGAGAGCUUACAGACACCGUAGAACGCCUCCUCGUGGUACCUGGUGUGCGUUUUUACCCGCAGGUUCUCCUAACGGACUACCUAAGGUGCCUACCUACAGAGGUAAGGACCAAGCUGGUUGACGAGGCCUAUAUCGACCAGCACACUUUUGCUUCUUUUAGUAAGAAAGCACUGGACAUAGAGGCAAAGCUAGGAUCUGCGCAUAAGGCAUCCAAUGAUGGUAGGAAGAGACUGCCCCAGGAGUGGAAGAAAAAUGGUCAGUUAACGUUCGUUGACCACGAUGGUCAAACGACGGAGAUUGACGACUACUCGGAUCUUGGGGAGUUCACAGAGCACGAUGGGGGUGGUGAGACUUCAGAUGGUGGAGUCGUGGCACCCAUCAAGGAAAAGGCUAGGGGGACCACUAAAACUGACCACGUCACCAAACUGUUUAUGGACAAUUGGGUUCGUGAUUUCGGUUUGCCUACGUCUAUCGUUAGUGAUAGGGAUGUCAGGUUCACAAGUGAACUGUGGCAGUCAACUGCUGAGCAAAUGGGCACAAAGCUCCAGAUGACGUCAGGGAAUCACCCUGAUUCCAAUGGCCAAGCAGAACAGAUGAACCGGGUAGUGCAGCACCUGCUUAGGCAUUAUAUUAAGCCAAGCCAGGAUGACUGGGACGAGAAGUUACGUCUCGUCGCCAGCUUGUACAACAAUGCUGUGCACAGCACCACCGGUCUGGUAGUUUCUCGGCCGGAUGGUGGCAAUGGCGAUGACGAUGCUCGAUCCCGAGACCCGUCUUUGGAAGGGGCUUGAGGCUCAAGUCUCGGAGUCGUGGAAGAACUAUGUGCGUGGCGCUAUUAUUUUUGUCGCCGACAUGCCACGGAGCAUGGCUGGACAAGUCCCGGUAGCUGCUGGUAGCUCAUGAGUGGGUCUUUCUCCACCUCUCUCACUUUCCCAGCUUCUCGUCCCCCUCCUCCUAUCUCUCUCGGCCUCGCUCUGUGUCUCUCCCUCUCUCCCUUUUCCUGCGAGACGGCAUGCCACCUUUACCGCGGUAGUCAUGGCGCCUGGACGGGUGCGAGGAACUCCGUCUGCAACCUGGAAUUCAUUGGUGGCAAUCCCUGAAGCACCGAAUUGUUUACCCACGUUUCUCCAAUUAGUGCAAGACACGCAGGGUAGACAGGCAUGCAUCUGAUCGUCACCCUCUACUUUCUUUAGCAGACUCAUCCCGCGGUUGGCUUGGGAAGACUCUGCAACCCGCUCAGAUACGACAUAGCGAAGAUCAUUUACGAAAG
This is a messenger RNA of Chara braunii, 1751 nucleotides long. NCBI's taxonomy places the organism in Eukaryota, Viridiplantae, Streptophyta, Charophyceae, Charales, Characeae. The record is from the annotation of a GenBank genome assembly.